AUGUAUUGCCUAAUGAUUUUUUAUAUUAUGUUUAUUUUAGGUGAUAACAUAGAGAUAUCAAAAUCUGAGUUUGAUUGUAUUAUAGUUAAAAAACAUAUCAUUGACUCGAACUCGCUUAAUAACUAUAAUUCUGUAAAAAUAUCAUUUCCUGGGACAGUAAUCUAUAAACUAGUGAGAAAAAAUAUUCCGCAUUUACCAAACGCAAGAGUUUUUAUCCUAGAAAAUAAUACUGUUUAUUUUAAAAAAUUUAACACAAAAAUAAGAAUAAAUUUUGAGCGAAAGUUUUUUGGAUUAAUUUUAGAUGUAUGGUUUAUUAUUAUGCUUAUGGUAAUCAUAUCCUCAUACUUUUUAAUAUUUUGUAAAAAACCUUUUUAUAUUUUUGAUUUAUAA
Messenger RNA from Vairimorpha ceranae, 390 nucleotides. RefSeq lists its product as hypothetical. The record is from RefSeq and is a predicted model, not a curated record. Bases 1 to 390 code for a protein of 129 amino acids. The transcript has a single exon. Lineage: Eukaryota; Fungi; Microsporidia; Nosematidae.